UAAUACAUCUCUUAUAGCUGGCAACAUUAUUGUUGUUGUUUGGAUUUUAUUGAUAUUGGCGGUUCAUUUUAAAACAAGCAUUUCAAUCUACUGAAUAAUUGUGUUAUGGAUCGCAAAAAUGUGGAGAUCUUCUCACCAAUAAAGAAUUUUGAUGAGGGGAAAAAUAAACGACGUACGGAUAGUUUUUCAAAAUUUUUGAAAGGACCUGAAGCAUUUAAAAAUAGUUCUACAAAAGCUGAGGAAAAUGUUAAUGAGGAGAUUCUUUCUAUUAAAAACAUUGCAAGUAAAACAGUUCAAGAUAAAUCUACUGAAAGUGAAGUAAUAUCUUCAUUCAGCCAAGAUGACUCAUUUGUUAGUUGUCCUGGAUCAGACAAUUCUUUGAAGAAAGUUGAUAAAUCGGAUAAUUCCCAAUCUUGCUCUUCUAAAAAAAAGGAUCUUUCAAACACUUUUGUAACUGCAAUACAUAAGGAGAUAAAUCAGCAGAGUGAUGCUGAACGCAAUACUGAAAGAAAGCAUGCAUCAAGUACAAAUUCCUUGCAGUUGCAUUCAAUUGAAAAUUCUGUGCAGCCUGCCGCUAUUGCUGUAUCUGAAACCUCUAGAACUAAAGAAAUUAGAAAUACCAAUCCACCAUCUUCAUUGAACCAACAUAAACAAUCAUCUCAGGUACGUUCAGAUAAGAAUUCUGUACAGUCUGGCACUGCUGUUGUAUCUGAAACUUCUGGAUCUAAAGAAAUCAAGAAAACUGAUUACCCAUCUUCAUUGAGCCAGCGUAAUCCAUUAUCUCAGAUUCAAUCUAGAAUUGAAAAAAUGGUGUCUGAUGCUCUUGAGACGCAAGUAGAAAAUCUUCACCAACUAAUGUGGUCUCAUCACUGCAAUUUGUUAAAAGCUUUAUAUGCAAAUAAGGAAACAUUGGAGCAUAGGCAGGCAUUAGAAAGAGAAACUUUAUGUAAAAUAAUGGAAGAACUUGCAGAAGAAAAUCGUCAACUUCGUAAUGCAGCAUUCGAUCAGUAAUAAUUUUUUGUGCAUUUAUUUUUCUUAUGUAUUUUGUAAAAUUAAUAAACCAUUAUAUUUUAAAACAUC
Messenger RNA from Argiope bruennichi, 1080 nucleotides. RefSeq lists its product as uncharacterized. Bases 106 to 1011 code for a protein of 301 amino acids. NCBI's taxonomy places the organism in Eukaryota, Metazoa, Arthropoda, Arachnida, Araneae, Araneidae. The record is from RefSeq and is a predicted model, not a curated record. The transcript is spliced from 7 exons.